AAUUUUAUACUCAGUCGAUUGGAUAUUAUUUAAUUUAUAUGUUUUCGAAGAAUUAUAUAUAAUUGUGUAUUAAAAGCAGGAUGGAUGCAGCGGACAGUGAAAAUGAUCCUUCAAAUAAAGCUGUAGGUUUAGUGGAAAGGAAUGUUAUACCACAAGGUAUACCAUUGAUCGAUCCAGAUUCUGUAGCAAAAGUGGAUGGACAUGAUUUGAUGACACUGAUAGCAGAAAUUGAAAGGGCAGAUAAGUGUAUAAAAGACAAUGCAUGUAAUAAAUUGCAAGUGAUUGCAACACAAAUUAGAUUUUUGCAAAAACAGGCCCAGGAUAUCUUGAUGGAAGCACAAAGACAUUCAAAACUGCAUCAUGUAGCUUGCAAUUUUGUAAAACAGCGGGGUCACAUAUAUCAUUUAUAUCAACGAGAAUCAGGGCAGCUUUAUUUUUCCAUGCUUAGCCCAGAAGAAUGGGGUAAUUUUUCUCUAUCACAGAAUUACAAGGGUGCUUAUAGAUUUGAAGGGGACUGUUCAUGGACACCAAUAUCUGAAUUGGAGGCAAAGGACGAGAAUUUACAGCUGUUGAGAAAAUUUUUACCUCCCAAUAUGACUAAACCUAUAUUAGAUAUAAAUACGCAAAUAUAACUAAAUUAUAAAAAGUACAAAAAAAUUAGGAACAAAAUAUAUAAAAAAAAUCUAAGACUAUCGAGCUAACUUCAGCUAAUUUAUUUCAAUCUUGAUAGAUUAAAUAUCUCCACAUUAUAUAACUCAACAAACAAAUUUAUUUCGUAAUAUCGACUUAGACUCUCUAUUUGAUAAAUGUACAUACAAAUAUAUUUCUCUACAUAAGUAGAAUAGAUAUUUGCUUUGUUAUUAUUGUAAAUUACAUAUAUAAUUUUUUACAUAAUUUUGUGAUAGUAUGUUUACAUACAUCUUAUCGUUCAAAACGAUAUCUAUUUUGUACGAGAGUAAUUCUUAUUGUGAUACACUAAUACUUUAAUUCCAUUGUAAAUUCAGUUGUAAAUCCAGUGAUCGGCUGUAUAAUUAAUUAAACAAAUGUCUUUUUAAAUGCAAUAA
Messenger RNA from Pogonomyrmex barbatus (red harvester ant), 1064 nucleotides. RefSeq lists its product as uncharacterized. The record is from RefSeq and is a predicted model, not a curated record. NCBI's taxonomy places the organism in Eukaryota, Metazoa, Arthropoda, Insecta, Hymenoptera, Formicidae.